This is a messenger RNA of Laccaria bicolor S238N-H82, 1551 nucleotides long. RefSeq lists its product as uncharacterized. Lineage: Eukaryota; Fungi; Basidiomycota; Agaricomycetes; Agaricales; Hydnangiaceae. The record is from RefSeq and is a predicted model, not a curated record. Bases 1 to 1551 code for a protein of 516 amino acids. Gene Ontology annotation, molecular function: protein binding. The transcript has a single exon.
AUGUCGUCCAUUCUAAAGUUUUUCAGAGACCUUUGCUGCUGCUGCUGCAACAAGGAUCCAUCUGACGCUCUGUUCGCUGCUGGUGUCGAGGCAUGGAAUCAGUAUGAGGAAACGCGCGAGUCGCAGUAUUUGGCGGAGGCAGUCCGAAACCAUCAGGAAGCCUUGGACAUUCGUGUACCGGAUCAUCCACGUCGCCCGGAAUCUCUUCUGCACACUGCUAUGGCCCUUUGGGCACAAUGCCAAAAUGCCGUAACAAAGGAGAGCUCUUCCACUGUGAUAGCCUACUAUGAUGAGGCCCUUCGCCUCUUGCCCGACAAGCGCGACAAACUCGGACGUCGAGCCACUGUCUAUACCAACCUCGGCGCAGUCUACUUUACACUCUUUCGCAUCGGAAAAGAGGAUCCGGAAGCUUUUCCUGCUACUGGCUCUAACAUCGGCAAAGCGAUCGAAAAUUAUCGAUCUGCGCUUCAACUUAGGCCGGCGAAAAACGAUUCAAAUCGUCCAAUAUCCCUCAUUAACCUCAGCAUUGCUCUUAUCCAGAAAGACAGCAAAGAUGAUUUGAUGAAUGCCAUUAUCUACCUUCGCGAAGCUGUAGAGCUUUGCGCCCCGAAACCCACCCGUCGUCCUUUGCUUCUUUUGGCUCUCAACAACCUUGCACAAGCAUACGACAGCCACUACCAUUACUCGGAAGAUAUCAGCGAUGUUGUCGGGAAAGUUGACGUUCUGCGAAGGGUUCUAGAUUUGACGGAUGAAGGGAAGGUGCGGCUGGUUCCGCUCGUGAACCUGACGAAUGCCCUCUGGAGGCUUUGCGAAAUAGAGCAUAGUCGAAGCAACGAUUUAGAUGAGGCGGUUCUUCGCGGUCGAGAGGCAUUGAAGCUCUCUGAUCCCUCUGAUAACAUUAUCCACGCCAAGGCUCUCACUACUCUCGCCAACGUUCUUUCUGCCCGCUACGCUCAAACCAGCCCGAAAAAUGUCACGGAUUUGGAUCAAGCUAUUCAAUAUUAUCGCGACGCCAUCGACCCUGACCCCGAAGACGGUCCCGAUCCCAUUUUAUGCAGUAGUCUUGCUUCUGCUAUAUACACCCGGUGUCAGGACUUUGAAGAGGCGGAAGGGGCGACACUAGAAGAUGCAAUCUCUUACAACCAGGAGGCCUUACACACAUGCCCUAAAGAUGACCCCUUCUACCUCAGGAUUCAGAACAACCUCGGGAGUAUCUAUCUGACACGGUUUAACAAGUCGGGGGCAGAGAGUGACCUUAUGAAGGGAAUUCAGGCAUACGAGGAUGUCGUCUCCCACUGUCCAAGUGAUAAUGACGAUCUCACCUAUUAUCAAGAAACCCUCCAGGAUGCGAAAAGUGCUCUCCAGGAUAAACGAGAGGGUAGUACGCGCAAGCUCUCUGUCCUUACCAGGCACCAGUCUACCUCGGUUACGAUACGGUCGCGUUCGUCAUCAUCAGACAGCCCUUCGGCUUCCAGAUCUCCGACAAAGCGGGAAUCCUCCUUUACCCCCCUCACCCCGUUGGGUGAGUUCCGCGCCAAAGAUUUCGUUUGA